Messenger RNA from Clonostachys rhizophaga, 1788 nucleotides. Lineage: Eukaryota; Fungi; Ascomycota; Sordariomycetes; Hypocreales; Bionectriaceae. The record is from the annotation of a GenBank genome assembly.
AUGUCGACUAAGCACUUCAUCAACGACCCGGCACAUCUGGUUGAGUCAGCACUCCGGGCAGUGACAUUGACCAACCCCGGAAUUGGCCUGGAUGCCGCCAACAAAAUUCUCUACAUACGGCCAGGACUCAUACCUCAACAGCUGAAGGUGCACCUGAUCUCAGGAGGUGGAUCCGGACAUGAGCCGUCCUUUGCCGGUAUGGUUGGCCCUGGGCUACUGAGUGCUGCGGUAGCGGGUACCAUAUUUGCUAGCCCAAGUGCACAGCAGAUUCGCACUGCCAUCGUAGGACGAGUGCCUCACCAGUCUAAAUCGGACCCCGAAAGCGGUGUUCUCGUUAUCGUUAUGAACUACACCGGCGACGUGCUCAAUUUCGGUGUCGCCAUCGAAGCAGCAAGGGCUGAAGGAACUAAUGUCCAGAUGGUCGUUGUGGGAGACGAUGUUGCUGUCGGUCGUUCUCACGCCGGCAAAGUGGGACGCCGCGGUAUUGCUGGAACUGUCCUUGUACAUAAGUUGAGCGGCGCCCUCGCUUCAAUGGGUUAUGGCUUGACUCAAGUUGCUGCUUUAGCCCAGCUCGUCGCUGAUAACUUGGUCACAAUCGGUGCUAGCUUGGAGCGAGUGCAUGUUCCUGGGGUUCGAGAAUCGUCCACGGAAUAUACAUCGAGGCUGGCACCUGAUGAGGCUGAAAUUGGCAUGGGGAUUCACAAUGAACAGGGAUGGUGUCGUGCCAGCAAUACCGCGUUUUCGGAUCUCAUCGAUACCAUGCUGCAGUACCUUCUAGCCCAAGACGACCCAGAGAGGUCAUUUGUGGAUUUUAAAACCAAUCCCGAAAACGUUGUUCUUUUGGUGAAUAACCUUGGAGGAUUGAGUCCCUUGGAACUAGGAGGAAUUGUGUCUGAAGCUGCAUUGCAGCUUAAACAGACACACGGCAUACGCGUAUUACGAGUUCUCAGUGGCACCUACAUGACGAGCCUUGAUGCCCACGGUUUCAGCAUAACUCUUCUCCGUCUAGUCAAUACCGGUAUCAACGGUCUCAGCCUUCUCGACUUGUUAGACUAUCCCUGCGAAGCUCUUGGCUGGCCAUCAUCUGUCCCCAAGGCGACCUGGGAGGCAAAAGACUUAGGUAUACAAGAACAUAAGGUGGUGAGCAAGGUUGAGAAAGAGCUUAGCGGGCUCAAAUCGGAUGCCCAGACUACGGAGAUGGCCCUAGUAGCCGCCUUGAAGUCAGUUAUAGCCUCAGAACCGGAUAUAACGCGCUUUGACAUGAUUGUUGGUGACGGCGACUGCGGUACAACACUAAGAAGAGGUGCACAAGCUGUUCUUCAUCAUGUUUCUUCUCACCAUCUCACAGGAGAUAUUGUUGUCGAUUUAGCCGCUAUUGUUCCCGUUGUUGAGAACUCUAUGGAUGGCACAUCCGGUGCCCUUUACGCUAUAUUUCUCAAUUCACUUGUAAGAUCAUUGAGAUCCCUCGCACCAGGAGAACUCUCAUCGACAUCCUGGGCCAUCGCUCUGGGCAAGAGUCGAGAUGCUUUGGCCAAGUACACACCUGCUCGGCCUGGAGACAGAACCCUUGUGGAUGCACUAUAUCCUUUCAUUGAAAUUCUUGAAAAGACUGGGGACUUAGAAAAAGCUGCAACUGCGUCAAUGGAGGCAGCAGAGGCGACUCAAGGCUUACAAGCUAAGUUGGGAAGGACGGUAUAUCUUGGCGAUUCUGGCUUUGAGCAAGUACCAGACCCUGGAGCUUGGGGUCUUGCCCGAUUCUUCGUCGGUUUGGCUGGUUACGAAAUAUAA